CAAAAUUGUAAAGAAUUUCAACAUGGCGGGCGGUCGCGAGAGAGCUGUUUCAGAAAGAACCCUUGUUUGUCUUUUGCAAGCUGUACAAGGCCAUAGGACCACCGUAGAACUACGAAACGAGUCAUCUGCAGAAGGGCUGAUCGAGAACGUCGAUGGAUUCAUGAAUAUCUCGAUGUCCGAUAUCACAUUUACGAAGGGAAAUGGCGAAGUGAUGGACUUCCCUACAAUGUUUAUUCAUGGCCGGCAGAUUCGUUACGUUCAAAUCCCUGAUUUUAUUGACAUGAGAAAGGCUAUUGACGAGCAGUUAUCAAAGAUAGGAAACACGAGGAAAGUUCCCGCUAGACGAAUGAAAAGGGGAGGAAAAACUUAAUGCAGAUAGG
Messenger RNA from Orbicella faveolata, 380 nucleotides. RefSeq names its product U7 snRNA-associated Sm-like protein LSm10. The record is from RefSeq and is a predicted model, not a curated record. Gene Ontology annotation, biological process: mRNA 3'-end processing by stem-loop binding and cleavage. Gene Ontology annotation, molecular function: U7 snRNA binding; histone pre-mRNA DCP binding. NCBI's taxonomy places the organism in Eukaryota, Metazoa, Cnidaria, Anthozoa, Scleractinia, Merulinidae. Gene Ontology annotation, cellular component: nuclear body; cytoplasmic U snRNP body.